AUGUCUGCAUUCGCCACCACCACCACCAACACCAAUCCCCGGUCCGAAUUCGAAUCCCAACGCGCCGAACUCGUGCGCGAAAUCGCCCUCGUUGGGAAUGAGUUUUCGUCCGUUGAGACGCUGUGGAGUCAGUUUGAGAAUGUCAUGGGUGCGACUGAGGAGGGGCAACAGCAACAGCAACAGACACAGGCACAACAACAACCAGAGCAGGAUAAUAGAGAUGACGGAGAGGCAGGGGGUGAUGAUGUCGACGUGAAGCGGGAGGAGGACGAGUACGAAUCGAGAUGA
This is a messenger RNA of Talaromyces amestolkiae, 288 nucleotides long. RefSeq lists its product as uncharacterized. The transcript is spliced from 2 exons. Gene Ontology annotation, cellular component: mitotic spindle; DASH complex; mitotic spindle pole body. The coding region runs from base 1 to 288 and encodes 95 amino acids. Lineage: Eukaryota; Fungi; Ascomycota; Eurotiomycetes; Eurotiales; Trichocomaceae. The record is from RefSeq and is a predicted model, not a curated record.